Messenger RNA from Nematostella vectensis (starlet sea anemone), 1087 nucleotides. RefSeq lists its product as uncharacterized. The transcript is spliced from 2 exons. The record is from RefSeq and is a predicted model, not a curated record. Bases 89 to 640 code for a protein of 183 amino acids. NCBI's taxonomy places the organism in Eukaryota, Metazoa, Cnidaria, Anthozoa, Actiniaria, Edwardsiidae.
GCUCCCGACUGCGAACCUGUUACUGAUCAAGUACAAAACAGACAAAAGAUCGAAGCUGUUGAUCGAUCGUUCUUAGAUUCCCACGAAAAUGAACUUGGCGAGAUCUGCAAGUCCGCCGGAUGGGGCGCGUUACGGGGAAAGACAGCGUCAUGUCCAAGUUUUUCACGAAUUUUGUCCUUGCUCCUUCAGACCGAGAAAAAUGCGUCUAUCUUGGUCUCUGAUAAGUUGUUUUGAAAUCGCGGUCUUGUCGCUAGCGAUGAUAGUUUAUUUCUUCAUUAGUAGAACGACUCUUCAGAAUAUCAUUCCCGAAAACCAGAACUCAACAAAAACAGUCGUCAUAAACGAGCUCUCAGAAUGGAUGCUGAGAUUAUACGCAAGCUCUAUCGUCACUCAGAUCACUCUACUCAUCUGCGGAAUGACAUUUGGCGAUGUGAACUCUCGCAAAAUCAUUUAUUGGGGACUUUUGGUUGGCAACAUUUUAUCUGUCGCCAUAUAUUCUGCAUUUGUACAUAGCAUGUCUACUUGGAAUGCUGCCAAUAUUGCAUAUGUGGCACUGCCUUCAAUGUUUGGCUUUCUAAAAAUAGUCGUACUCGUUUUGAAUCCGGUGUGGUGGGUCUGGAAGACGUCAUCAUUCGUAUAAGCCUCUGCUUCAAGGCGAAUUCAGAAAAUACCCUAUGCGACCGACAUAUUAACAAAAACUAUUUAUCCAAUCCAGAACACAAAGAACCUUUACAGUGAUGCACAUAUAGAAUAGAAUGAAUACAAUACCAGCUUACAUCCAAAGAAAAACGGUAUUUUAUUUCAUCAAUAGAGUAUAUAUACAUAAGAACAACGUAAAAGGGUAUGAACAGCAAUAAAUAGGCAUAGAGCAUUCAUACUACUUAUUUGGAAAUUGUUCUUAAACAUAAGACCCAGCUCAAGCGAGAAGAGAUAAUUUUGUUUGGAUCACUGCUCAAGCAGAUAAGCACCAAUUAUUGACUACAGCGAGUAAGCUCCUCUUGGCCAGAUAUUUUGUUUACUUGCCUGGUGACCAUCCUAUAUAACUAUAAAUCUUUCGCAAAAUAAAUUAGCUGAGAUUCGUGCUAAA